Trichomycterus rosablanca is the source of this 2467-nucleotide messenger RNA. RefSeq names its product transmembrane protein 39A (gene tmem39a). The transcript has 9 exons. Lineage: Eukaryota; Metazoa; Chordata; Actinopteri; Siluriformes; Trichomycteridae. Gene Ontology annotation, cellular component: endoplasmic reticulum membrane. The record is from RefSeq and is a predicted model, not a curated record. Gene Ontology annotation, biological process: negative regulation of autophagosome assembly; negative regulation of autophagosome maturation. Bases 299 to 1750 code for a protein of 483 amino acids.
AGCGGAGCUAAAACCCUGAGUGUGCUUCACUUUCUCCUGGAUGCUUCUCUUCCCGUUUCUGGUCAGAUCCAGCAUCGUUCGUGCUGCCUCGAACUCCAGCUGCGGUUUAUGAAAACGCCUGAGCGAGCGGGGCAGACCGGUGUGGACUCGAUGUUCUCUUCAGAUUGACUGAUGCGUCCUCACCAUCCGCUCGGAAUCGAUGUUGCCAGGGCUGCACUGGAGGAGGAGGAGGCCGUGAGGACGUUGGCUCUAGGAGCUGCCGGGAUUGUGCUGGUGGUUAGCAGCGUGCAAGCCGGUCAUGCCCGGGGGCCGCAGGGGUCCGAGUAGACAGCAGCUGAGCCGCUCGGCAUUGCCCUCCCUGCAGACUCUUGUGGGGGGCGGCCUUAGCAACGGCACGGGCCCCAGAAGCAGAAGCAGUAAUUCAUCUGGUCUGUCGGCUCCUCCCCUGACGACUCUGAUCACGCCGGAACCUGUGCGUCACUGCCGCAUCCCAGAGCUUCCCCUGGACAGCGGCCUGCUCUUUGAGUUCUUGCUCUUCCUCUACCUGUUGGUGGCGCUCUUUGUGCAGUACAUUAACAUCUACAGGACGGUAUGGUGGUAUCCGCAUAGCCACCCUGCUGCCUCCACCUCGCUGAACUUUUAUUUGAUGGACUACCACCUGGCCAUCUUUAUCACCGUGAUGCUGGCCAGAAGACUAGUGUGGACCAUCGUCUCAGAGGCCUCUCAAGCGAGCCCGUCGUCGUUUGUGCGCUACCUGCUCCUGAUCGUGGCCCGGCUCAGCCUGCUCACCCUGUGCGGCUGGGUUCUUUGCUGGACCCUGGUCAAUCUCUUCAAGACCCAUUCGGUGCUUAACCUUCUCUUCCUGGGUUACCCAUUCGGUGUGUACGUGCCUCUCUGCUGCUUCCACCAAGAGGGCCGAUCCCAGCACACGCAACCGGACUGCGGUUUUACAGACCCGGACGGGACGGAGAGCACUCUGCAGCGACCCAAGGACUUCCUAGCGCUGGUGCGCGAGAACCUGCGGGAGCAGUUCUCCAGUCCCAGCCACGUGCCUGCACACACGUGCCCGCCUUCACCCGAGCUCAUCCGCAGCGAGGUGGAGGAGCUCAAAAGUGACUUUAACCGCCGUAUCAAGGAGGUGCUCUUCAAUUCGCUGUUCAGCGCCUAUUACGUGGCCUUUCUACCACUUUGUUUUGUCCAGAACACACAGUACUACGACAUGCGAUGGUCGUGUGAGCACCUGAUCAUGGUGUGGAUCAACGCGUUCGUGAUGCUGAUGAGCCAGCUACUUCCACCCAGCUACUGCGACCUGCUGCACAGAUCCGCUGCGCACUUGGGCCGGUGGCAGAGGCUCGAGCACGGUUCUUACAGCAACGCACCACAGCACGUGUGGUCUGAGAGCACAAUCUGGCCACAAGGUGUGCUGGUGCGACACAGUCGAUGUCUCUACAAGGCUGUGGGUCCGUAUAACGUGGCCUUGCCCUCCGACGUCUCUCACGCCAGGUUCUAUAUCCUGUUCCAUAAGCCAUUGCGGAUCCUGAACCUGCUGAUCGGGAUCGAGUCGAGCGUGGUGCUCUACCAGCUGUACUCGCUGCUGCGCUCCGAGCGUUGGAACCACACGCUUUCGCUGGGCCUGAUUCUCUUCUGCAACUACUACGUGCUGUUCAAGCUGCUGCGGGACCGCAUAGUGCUGGGCAAAGCCUACUCGUACCCCCUGAACGGCAGCGGCCUGGGCCUCAAAUCCCAGUGAUGCACGCCGGAGGGGGUUGUUUUAACGAAAGACUUGUGAACUUCCAGCUGGUGUUAAUUUUGAUACGGUUCUAUUUUUCAUGCGACGUUUCUAUCUAUUUAAGAAAAAUAUUUUAUUUUGUAUACUGUUACAUAAAUGAACGCAGGGCAUUACGUUUGUGCGGCGCGAUGUCGUUUUCUUCCCCUACAUGAAACGUAAAUAUUGAUUUAAAAAAGGAAAAGGAAAAAAAAGAAGAGGACACAGACGGGAAGAAGCGUCGAGGACUUUUAGCACGAGUCUUACUUGAGGUUUCAAUUCUGCCAAAGAUGCUCUUAAAAACCUCCAGCCAGUUCAAAGAGAAAAAUCAGCGAGAAGCAGAGAGAUGUCUGAAUAAAAAAUGCUGUAUUAUUUUUCAUCGCAUUGCUGCGUUUUAUGUUUAUUACCUGUCCGUAGCGCCAUAAUGGUGCCGUUUCUCAGACUUUUCUAGACGUUUUCUAGAAGUGUCAGAACCGAGCUUCUUCAGGUCUGUCGCCGCAGCAUUUCACACUCGAGCAGACGCGACUUGGUUUCCUUUUUAUUUAUGUUUAUUUCUGUGCCAAAUCCCAGAAUGCAGGGGCAGCAUUGUGUGCUACAUCGAUGCUGGGGGGAUGGCCAUAGUCUUGUCAAAUUUUGCAGUAUUUGGCACGAUGCAGCAUUAUUUCAAAAUGCCAUGGCGUUCGAAAUAAAAAGCAAAUGUUU